UGGGUUGCAUUCAGGACAGCGAGAAAGAAAGAGAGCCAGAGAGAGGAGGAAUUCACCAGUCCACCAUGGGCCUGAGGAAUAUCUGAGGACUGAGUCAGAUGCUGGGAAAGACAGAGGAGCCAGGCAGCCUCUCUACCACAGGUUGUCAGGAAUAACAACAAAACUAAGGAAACUCUGUGGACCAACACAUGAGGAAUAACUGUGUACCUGCACUGUGGAUACUUUGGCGGCUGCACAAAGACUUUGGCGUCAGAGACCAGCCAGGAUCAUAACAAAUGAAAUGCAGUCUCAGCAACGUGUGGAAGUCCUGGACCAUCUGAACGGCUCUCGUAUCGUCUUCUCUGACGAUGGCCCUCCCUCCAGCCAGCAGCAUCACCUGUCCCCUCCAGACCUGACCCAGGAGGUUGUGGUCAUCUCCCCGGGGCUCCCCACCCCCCUUCUUAGCCCCUUCCGUUCCACAAGACUGCCACCCGAGGAGCUCAUUAAGGUCUCAGAGGUCAAUGGGAGUGACCCUCUUACCGACCCUCUUCGUUUUGGAUCAUACUAUGGCCCUGCUCAAUCAAAUGGGGUUCUUUCUAAUGGAGUCCAGACCAGGGGCUCUUCCACUCUGCCAUGCAGGGCUGCUACAAGGGAGGAGCGCCUCAUCAAGUUCUCUGGGAUCGGCCCAGUGGAUGAAACAGGGAUGCCCAUCGCCUCCAGAUCAAGUGUGAACAAGCCCAAAGACUGGUACAGGAGCAUGUUCAGGCAGAUCCACAAGAAGCCAGAAGAAACUGACGAGGACUCUGAGCGAUGGUCUGCUGAAAGGACCCGGGCCCUUGCUGCUGACUCAGCCGGUGGGCAGCAGACUCAGACCCAUAUGGACAAUUAUGGAUCCCUCCCUGACUGGAGUGAGCUGGGGGUUGAAGAUAAGCUUUCAGACCGAUGGGGGGAGCCACCACAGCCCAGGAGCAUAUUUGACUUUGAGCCUGGACAGAGCACCACCUCAGAGGUCCACAGCCAGCCUCAGGGUCAGCCAGCCCAGAAGCCCCAGCAGCCUCCCAUACUGCUGGUCCAGCACAGACCCACAGAGAAACCCUGGUCCCCCAUAGAGAAGCCGUCUAAGCCAUCUGCCUUCGAGGAGUCUCUGCUCUCUGAGCUGAGCUGUUUUGAGGCUGAGCUGGACUCGGACAUCCAGGGCCUGGAGAGGAGGCUUUCCCAAAAGAAGCAGACGCGGCGAGGCCGGGGUGAGGGUGCCAGGAACGCUGAUCCAGGAACUGCUGCAGGGACAGGGACAACACAGGACAACAGCUCUUUGACUGGAGCAAAGCAACCUCUCCAUCGUCCCAUUGUCCCCACAACAGCUGUUGCUCAGAGGGCAGCCUCCAGUCCCACACAUGAACGCCUCUCCCCUGCACCUGAAGUCAUGGAGUUUCCACCCAGGAGACAGGAGAAGCAGAUGAAAGCAGCAAGAGCCAAGUUCACUUUCCAGGCUCAGUCACCCAAGGAACUGUCUCUACAGAAGGGGGACAUUGUUUACAUCCGCAGGCAGGUAGACGGCAACUGGUUUGAAGGAGAGCAUCAUGGGAGAGCCGGUAUCUUCCCCACAACCUAUGUGGAGAUUGUCCCUUCUACAGAGAAGCCCACACCCAUCAAGUCUCCCACCAUCCAGUUGCUGGAUUACGGAGAGGCAGUGGCUCUGUUCACCUUCAAUGCAGACCUUCCUGUUGAGCUGUCCUUCCGCAAAGGCGAGGUGAUUAGUGUAACCAGGCGUGUGGACGACAAGUGGCUGGAGGGCCGGAUCCCAGGGACCAGCCGGAGUGGCAUCUUCCCCACCAACUACGUCCAGGUUAACAAGUUGCCCCGCACCAAAUCAUCCUCUGACGACUACCCAGUAUGCCCCAUGUCACCCACAUCCCCAGAGCCAAUGAGUCCAGGACGCCCUCUACACUCACCUUGCUCGCCUUUGACCCGCUCGCCUCUGAGUCUGACCCCCUCCUCCCGCAGCCCUGAACCAGGAUACUCCCCCCUGAAGCCGUCCUCACCCAUACCCCAUGGGACAGUAGCCUCCCAUUUACGUUCAUCCCUCCAGCCCUCACUAUCCAAAGAAGCACCCAAUCACUGGCCACACCCCACUUCUGGGCCUGCCUCCCCCACACCCCAGAACAACCACUGGGGAGCAGCACACCCAGCUUUGCAAAAUUCUAUUGGCAGAGCUGGUUCACCAUCAAAUCAGAUGUCACCAUCUGCCCACAGGGGAGGAGCAGCCCCGACCAACAUCCCCAAAACAAAAACGACCAACAAUGCUGGCUCGACAGUAGUGCAACGCCAACCAUACAAAGCAGUUUACAACUACAACCCACAGAACAGAGAUGAGCUGGAACUGAGAGAGGGGGACAUCGUACAAGUGAUGGAGAAGUGUGAUGAUGGCUGGUUUGUAGGUACGUCAGAAAGGACACAUGCCUUUGGGACUUUCCCAGGGAACUAUGUGACACCAGUGUAACUGCUUCACUCUACCUGUCCACUCCACAACCACAUGGACUGUAGUGGACACAUGACUAUUAGAUCCGCUUGCUUUAACCAGCACAUCAGAUCAUUCCAGCAGCCAAAUGAUCAACCCCUGACCCCAACACCCCCUGUCCUCCCCCUGUCACCAACUUGGUUUAGUCAGGUCUGCAUGUUCACGUCAGCCACUGACCACAGCUGUUGGCCAGUGUGCAGCUGGUCUGGAGGUAGGAACACCGUGUGGUUUGACACCUCACCCCCAGCAUGUGUGGUCCUUCACUGAAUAGACUUGGAGUGAUUUUCACAGACACUACUUGAAUGGAUAGAAUGAAUGCUGAUGAUGAUACUGGUACAGUAUAAAUAACUUUGUCCUCAUUGACUACAACUCAAAUGACAUUCCUUCAGUAUGGUUCAUCUACUGCUGUGGAGUGUUCGGCUUAGCAUGCACCUGCUACACUUUCUGUCACCCAAGUGCCAUCACAGACACAAAUGCCUGAGAAUAUCCUUAUGUUGUCAUGUUCUCUAUAACGUAGACAGAAUGAAUGUUUCCUUUUGAAAUGUCUUCCUACACUUUGAUUUCAGAUCUAUAAAUGCAUCCUGGGUGUGUCCGAGGCUACAGCACAGCACUGAUAUGACCGUCCAAUAUACAUGAAUGGAUCACUUACUUUAUUAUUUGAAACAAUGGCAUAAAAGAUUUGUUGCUUGGUUACAAAACAGUUCUGCUGACUCUCCAUUUGUUCAAGAUUUUAUUAGUGCUCUAUGCAGCAGAGCAAACAAUCAAGGCAAUGUCCUUCAGCGUGUUAUUGUUCACUACUUACAUCUUCAAUGAAGCUCACUGGUAAUGAUUCA
Coregonus clupeaformis (lake whitefish) is the source of this 3330-nucleotide messenger RNA. It is a transcript of the gene sorbs3, whose product is annotated as sorbin and SH3 domain containing 3. The record is from RefSeq and is a predicted model, not a curated record. The coding region runs from base 281 to 2479 and encodes 732 amino acids. Lineage: Eukaryota; Metazoa; Chordata; Actinopteri; Salmoniformes; Salmonidae. Gene Ontology annotation, molecular function: protein binding. The transcript is spliced from 20 exons.